UUCUUCCCUUUCGUGUUGAUCAUCGAUGUGACUUUUAUAAAUUCCACAUAAGUUUAUACGGUGUCGUGUACACUGUUCAAAAUUUAUAUACAGUUUUCUUUUUUCUAAAUCUGUGAAAAUAAUUGAAAUUGGUCAUGCCGGUGAAAGAGUGGUUCAGAAAACUACAGCCUGUACAGUUGUACUUGGUUGUAUUCUUCACAGUUGCUUUUUUCAUCAUUGAGAUGGUAGCCAGUCAUGUUACACACUCGUUAACUUUACUUCUCAAUGCUUAUCACAUGCUAUGCAACAUCAUUGCUAUGGUUGGUUGUCUUGUUUCGAUCAAGUAUGCUCCACGUGAACGUUACAGAAAUGUUUACCACAGUAGAAGUAGUUCACUUAGAAAUUCAAUGAUUUGUUUGGACGGUCAGGAACAUAGUUCGAAUAAUUCUUUAUCUUCGAAAACAAAGCAAUCAAGAUCGGAUAGGCGAAUGAGAAACAGUUUUGGAUGGGUUAGAAUCGAUAUCUUAACAAUGUUGAUUUGUUGCAUUCUACUUGCAUCAUUUUGUUUUUGUUUGGUUGUCGAAGCAUUGCAAACAUUGGUUCAUAUUGAUCAUCUCGAUGAAAUGCAUCAUCCUGUAGCUGUAUUUUGCAUAGGUGCAGCAGGAAUUUUACUUAAUUUCUUUUGUUAUAUUAUCAUUGGUGGAUUUACAUUUAAUCAAGGAAUACUGUUACACGUCACCAAUAAUGGGGAUGUCAUAUUUAGAAGGAACGUAAAAUUACAACCAGAGGUAGAAGGUGAACAACAAUUAGCAGAACAAACCAGAAGAAGUCCUUUAGCAGUACCAAAGAUUCAAGGAUUACGAAGGAUAUGUCGAGAUGUUCUUGGUUGCCUUUUCGUUAUGAUAGUAUCAACAUUAGUAUACUUUACUGAUUCAGGAGUUGCCAAAUAUUUGGAUCCAGUUUUUGCCAUUAUUUCAUCGAUAUCGCUCUUAGUUCUGAGCUAUCCGUACAUCAAGGAAUCAACGAUGAUAUUACUGCAAACCAUACCAAAUCAUAUUAAUAUAAAUUCAUUGAAGAAAGAUUUACUUGAAGCAUUUCCAGGUAUAGUUGAUGUUCACGAUUUUCAUGUUUGGCAAUUGACACCUCAGAAAAUUAUAUCGACAGUUCAUAUAAUAUUUUUAAAUCCAAUGGUUUUUGCUCAUAUCAUUGAUCAAAUCACAGUAUUUUUUAUCCAAAGAGGUAUAACUCAAGUGACGAUACAACCAGAAUUUCAUAAGAUAACAACGAACGCAGACAAAGCUGAUUGUUUGAUACGUUGUCAUGGUGAAUUGUGCAGUUUAUCGCAAUGUUGUACAAGAGAAAAACUCGAAGAAAAAUCGAUUUCCAAGGAAUCCUUAAAAGAUAUAACCGUAGUCGUUAAUAAAUUAGAAAAGGAUGUCGCUAAUGAUGAUGUUACACCGGUAAUAGAUUUAAAAAAAUGUGAAAUGUCGGAUGGUGAAAUUCCAAAAUUAGUACCACCUACGACAAGUGGACCAAAUGAUAGAGAGUUGUGCCAAUCGAAUAACGAUGAAGUACAAAACAAAGAAGAUAAUAUUAACGAUAAAAGUUCCUAUUCGAUAAGCGUCGACGUUAAUGAUCAAAAACUUGCUGCUGCUAACAACGACUCGAGUCAUGAUACCGUAUCUUAAUUUUGUAUCAUAAUUUUCUCGACCAAGAAUCGUUACUUCCUUUGUUCAUAUAUUUAUUUUAAUUUUUUUUUCUGUUUAAUUUAUUUUAUUUUUGUUUUUUGUUUUUUGUUUUUUUUUUUUGGAAGGAAACAUCUUCCAACUAUAAGACUGUAAUUCUAGUAUUAAGUAUUUUUAAUUGUUCAUACUGAUAGAAAUGUCUUAUCAAUUUAUUUCUA
Messenger RNA from Polistes dominula (European paper wasp), 1882 nucleotides. RefSeq names its product Zinc transporter 77C (gene ZnT77C). Gene Ontology annotation, cellular component: membrane. Gene Ontology annotation, molecular function: zinc ion transmembrane transporter activity. Gene Ontology annotation, biological process: zinc ion transmembrane transport; detoxification of zinc ion; intracellular zinc ion homeostasis. NCBI's taxonomy places the organism in Eukaryota, Metazoa, Arthropoda, Insecta, Hymenoptera, Vespidae. The record is from RefSeq and is a predicted model, not a curated record.